Molecule: messenger RNA, 582 nt
Organism: Ornithodoros turicata
Lineage: Eukaryota; Metazoa; Arthropoda; Arachnida; Ixodida; Argasidae
Exons: 1
Coding region: 1-582 (193 amino acids)
Source: RefSeq, a predicted model, not a curated record
AUGGCUAAUCUCGUCGUUGAAUAUGUUGAAGAAUCUGCCUUUCAACAGUUUACCCACAACAUCAAGUUCUACCGACGGUAUGUCGACGACACUUUCGUAAUCCUAAAUCGCAACCUCCUAGACGAAUUCCAUUCGACCCUGAACAGCAUUGAACCGCCUAUUCAGUUCACUUACGAACUUGAACAGGAGAAGCGGCUCCCCUUCCUGGACGUGUCCGUACCCAGGCUCACCACCCGCCUGAUUCAAACUUCCGUCUACCGCAAGCCCUGUGAUACUGGUAACUUCCUAAAUUUCGAAUCCUACCAUCCGACUGAACACAAAAGCAGUGUAGUGAGAACCCUGCUUCAGCGCUGUGAAGAUUUCGCCUCUUGCCCGGAACAACGUACGUCCGAGGAGAUGACAAUCAAGGAGUCACUCAUGGAACGAGGAUACCCGCUACGUUUCUUUGAGAACACACGAAAACGCAUGCACGAACCAAGGACCCGAAGGAAAGACGAUUUCCGACGCGGCAUCGUCACCAUCCCAUAUGUCAACGGUGUAUCAGAGUCAGGGAUGGGCAUAAAUACACUUUUCGGAUAUUGA